Coregonus sp. 'balchen' is the source of this 28449-nucleotide messenger RNA. The record is from the annotation of a GenBank genome assembly. NCBI's taxonomy places the organism in Eukaryota, Metazoa, Chordata, Actinopteri, Salmoniformes, Salmonidae.
AUGGCAGCGGACACGCAGGUUUGUGUGGCAGAUGUUUAAAAUUGUGCUGAUUCCUCCUCGAGAAUUUGUCUACCAAAUACUUUUGACAAUGAAGAUGUGAUAUGAGGGAUAAUUACUUUGUGGCUGGCUGUAUGUUUUCCUGUUUAAAAAAAUAGAUCUGGCUAUCCAGCUGGCUAUCCAGCUAAACAGUCUAUCCAGCUGGCUAAGCUAGCUAGCAACGUUACAUGCGGAGAGUGCAGGGGUUUAAUAAUGACUCCAAACGUUUCUAUUGGACAGGUUCAGCAAACCGGGAGGGCCCUACAUGCAACUGUCCAAUAGAAACACUAGUUUUCGUUGCAAAACUUUCUAUUUUGAGUAAUGAUUAUAACCCAGGGGUGUAUUCACUAGGAACCAAACGGAGCGAAACCGGGAGGAAUCUACCUGGAUCUGUCAUAGGAACUCUCGUUGUCGUUGGAAAACGUUCCGUUUUGAAACUGUUUGGACUAAUGAUUACACCCCACAUAGUUCUGGCUAGUUUAGCUACUAACGUUACUAGCAUUGCCGACUCAACUCCACGAUUCGCUAUGGAGUUGAGCGGCGACUAGUGUGGGCGGAACUGGAGUUCUGACGUUUAUCAAAAACUGCGUUUCAGCACACGCCGCGUUCAAGUGCACGUCGGAACUUCGAAAUUCUGAAAUUUCAGAGUUUCCUAGUUCCUACUAGCAUUUGAACACAGCAACAAAGAAUAGCCUCCAGUUAGACACGACAACGUCAUGUUUUUGAUAACGUCAAUUUAUGUGACGUUGGAGCUCCAGUCCGCCCACACUAGUCGCGGCUCAACGUGUCUAGUUAGCUGUUAGCUAACUACUAAGCGAGUUUUGUCGUGCGUAUUGGUGACCAACUCCGUUGAUUGAGAUACAUCGAAAUUUUAGCAAGCCUAACUAAUUUACCUGUUAGGUAGCAUGCCGCAUUUCAUGAAAUUGUUCUUUGUUGGUAACAGCCUAUUUUUGUUGGAACUUGAUUGCUAUUUAAUGCUAUCCAGUUAUAAACACGACUGUCUUCUGAAUGUCAUAUAAUGCGUUUGGUGACCACGCCUCAGUAUCCAGAAUGUUGCAAAUUAAAAUGUUUUGAUUGUUAUGAGUGGUCUGAUAAUUUCCUGCCCGAUGUCAUACCAUAAAAAUCUCAGAAGAUUUAUUUUUCAUCUUGAUCAAUUGACGAUUUCUGGCAACGUUAUAACUUUAAACGUUGUCAUUUUUAUAAAUGCAGUGCAAGUGGUUCAAAUGAUUGACGUUGCGCUACAGAGACACAUUGCCAGCCAAAGCUUUCUUUUUUGAUUUUGGAUGUCUGUCUAUUGCACCAGGUUUCAGACACACUGAAGAAAUUUGCUGUGAAAGUGACCACAGCCAGUGUAAGAGAGCGCAAGGAGGUCCUUGGCGAGUUGAAGCAGUGCAUUAGUGGCAAAGGUGAGUAGACAGAUGCCCAAGUCAGCAUAAUUGUUUUAAUUUCUGCUCUCACUCUUUGUGUAUUAUUUGGCUUGGAUGGUCAAGAUUAAAGUAAACUGGUGUCGGGUGAUUGACAAUGUGUAUGUGUCUCCAUACAGAGCUACCAGAAACAGCCAUUAAAGGGCUAUGCAAGCUCUUCUGUCUCACGCCACACAGAUACAGGUAGGUGCCCUCAAUUAGCCUACUGCUCUUCAGGAUUCCCCUGUUAGUGAUUUGUUGGUAGUGUGUGUUGUGUUAAAAUGAAAACAUGUUGGCUACUCUGUAGGGAUGCUGCAUCUCGACGAGCUCUCCUCUCUGUCAUUGGCCUAUUGGCUGAGUCUCAACCUGAAAUCCUAGCAACCAGCCUCCUCCACUGCCUCCUCAACAGUGGUGUCAUCAGCAAGAAUGGCACGCCCAGGUAGGACAUGGGGAAAGGUAGAGGGUUAAGGCUAAAUGCUUUGUAUAAAUUUGUUUACACAUUUACAGUGCAACGUUGUACUAAUUCGACCACAUAUUGAAUACCUUGUUUUUGUUCCCUGUCCAUCUGUUGUAUGUUGUGGUGUUGUCAGUAAGAGCACAGGCUCGGCAGCCUUCACCGGGCUGGCCUGGACCUGCCUGCUGGUUCGCUCUGUGUUCUCGGCUCCAGAGAAAAGAGAGGGCCCCAUCUGGAAGAAACUGGUAAAUGAACGAGGACACUGCUUAUAGAAGCCUUGCCUUUCUCUAUACUGUGAAACAAUUUCAGCAUGUCAGUUAUCAGUAUGCUUUCUAGUUCCACACCAUUUGUGGGAAAUGUUAGGUUGUUAUGUGAAUUAUUUAACAAACUAUUUCAGUGUCUCUGUGCGUCUCCCAAAAGGAUCAAGAAACUGACAGAGUCCCGGUCUGCAUAGUCAGAGAUGUUUAUUCAUUGAGAAUUCUGCCAUCACAAUUUCAGAGUCCAUCUUUUAUACUCACACGUCAUACAAAAAUCCCUCCCCUCUUUAGGCGGGCUGUAGUUUUCCACUUUAAAACUGCUCUCCUGACCAUCAGUUCACACACACACACACACUCUCUUCCAAGCCUAACAGUUUCUCUCCUCCCUAAAUUCCUCAGUUAUCUUGGUUUCUCAGUUGCCUGUAGACAGUUCUCCUUGUCCUUUGUUGUCUGGCCUAAUUCUUACUCACAUUGCUAAAUAGUAACACAAUGUCAUAAUCUUUACUGGUCCUACACUCACACAUUACCAGGUAGUAGAUUCUAACACAUCUCACACUGUUUCGGAGUAUAAUAAUUAGUCACUACUAAGAAAGUACUAAUCAUACUUAAAACAAUAACAUUUCACAACUAUAUUUAAGGGUGGAACAUUUAGUCAUUACUUUUAACCUGUAUAUAUUUUAAUUUCUUUAUCAUGGGUUUGGACUUUUGUGCAUUUAUUCACCGUCCAUGAUUCACUAUCUUUCCUCUGACAGGUGGAGGUCCAGAGUUUGCUGCUGGCUGAGGUGGUGGGUGGGGCUCAAGCAACAGCACUGAAGUCAACCCUGAAGAACCUGAGCCACAUGUGGAAAAAGGUAAGGAAGGUGUGGGUUGGCAUUCAAGGAAUGACCAGACAGUUACAAGGAAUAUUUGGGCACUGUCAUCAUGGUCCAGUGUAUAAUCACUAUAUUGGAUCUGCUGUGAUUUAGAAUGCUUGUCUCUGCUGUUUUCAUCAGUACCCUGGCCUGGCUGAUCAGUAUAUAAGCACCAUUUUGAGUCUGGAACAGAACCCCAGCUCACUGGCUCUGCUCGGGGUGUGUCUGGACUUCUGCACAACUCACAAAGACAUGGCCACUGUAGAGAAACACAAGGUGAGUGUGAUAUUAGUUGAAUUCAAUAUAUUUCUAUAUAAAAAGAAAAUAAAUCUCACUGAUUUCGUCAGCACAUAUGGUCACAUUUAAGAUCUCUAACCAAUUCUGUAUUCUGUUUUCAGAGUGCCAUAUUGGACCUGUAUAUGAAGGCAGUCCUCAUGAGCAAGACUAGACCACACCAACACAUACUGGUGAGUGGAGCUGGACUGCCCCUUAAACUGCAUUUCUCAGGGAGAUCAAACGAUUGGAGUUCACAACCUGAAGACCACCCAUAGCCACAAUUUAUGUGUAUUGUGAAAUAUUGUGGGUGUUGGUGCUGAGAAUUAUUCUCUGUAAUGUGUUUUGUGUUCCUCUGCAGGACAAGAGUGGUUCGUUGCUGCGGCAUGUUUCCCACUCUGAGUUCAAGGAGCUGCUGCUGCCUGCCCUGCAGAAGGCUAUGCUCCGCAGCCCAGAGAACGCCAUGCAGAGUGAGUACAGUAGCCAAUAUCAUAACCAAUACCACAACACACUUUUGUGUAUAUUCCGUACUAUGUUUUGUAGUUUUGUCCUUUCAAGAUAUAUUUUCCUCUCCUUCAGCCGUCUCCUGUCUACUGGCUUCAGUGACGCUUGACCUCAGUCAGUAUGCCAUGGAUAUUGGAAAAGGCAUCGCAAGUAAGUCAGGCCUUUAUAUGUAGAAAUGAGCUUUUUGAGGAUGUGUGUGUAACCAGGCUGUGUGUUUCAGGCCAGCUGAAGGCCAAUAACCCCCAGCUGAUGGAUCAGGCAGUGCAGGCCAUGCAGAACCUGGCCAAGCAGUGUAGUGACCCCAGCGCUGUACAGGACGUCGUCACACACCUCUUCAGCAUCCUGGGAGGCAAGGACAGCUCACUUUAUUGUCACCUAAGAAACAUUUGAGCACAUAUGGCACAGCACCUAGUGUAAAGUAUAUUUUUGCACUAACAGAACUGUGUGUUUUCAGGGUCAGAGGGGAAGCUCACAGCGUUCGGCCAGAAGAUGAGUGUGCUGUCAGGUAACGUGGUCCCAAGUGUCCUGUCUUUCAUAACCCACACAUAGUAUGUAGUCUUGCAGACAGAUAGCUGUUGUCUUUUAACCCCUGUUUUGAUUGGUUUUGACUUGUUCUGUCCAGGUAUCGGCAGCUGCAGCCAUCAUGCUGUGUCGGGCACCUCCAGCCAAACGCUCAGCUCUGCAGUCGCUGUGCUGUUUAUCCCUUAUCUGCAACAAGAAGGUAAGAACUAUGUCUCAUUCCUUCCUCCUUCUCAUUCCCUUUAUCCAUAAAGAGAGAGGUGCUCAUGUUGUUUCUCUCCGUCAGUCCAUGAGGGGACCCUGGUGCACGCGGUUGCUGUGCUGUCUCAGUGGAGUGGGCGGCUCACGGUGGAGGUUCCCAAGGCUCUGCUGGACUGGUUAAAGAAGGCCUUCACUCUCAAGACCUCCACCUCUCCUGUCCGCCACGCAUACCUGCAGGCCAUGCUAGGGGCUUUCAAAGGUCAGUUAGUCACAGGCACUGGGCAACUAUGUUAUUUGUGUGGGCAUUGAUCCAGUUCUACAGAAUGCAGGAGGCACUGUGUCACAGUCCUGACCCCCCUCUCAUCCACAGGUGACACUCUGGGACAGGCAUCUGACCUAAUGCCCCUCCUCCUCCAGACAGUGGAGAAGGCUGCGGCCCAGAACUCCCAGUAUGCCCUGCUCUCAGAAGGUGUGGCUGCUGCCGUUCUCCUGAGUCGACUGUCUCUGCUGGAGACUCAGACAGGUGAGCGAAUCUAGGAUGAUGACACCCCAUGAGAUUAAUGAAGGCCUAGAUCUUUGACUCUGUUGAAUGAGGUUGCCUGUAGGGGACAGCGUCCUUGUUCAUCAGUUUGGAGACUGGCAUAAAAUGUUGUGUUUGUCUUUGCUGCAGAGGCGAAGUUGGCUGGCUUCUGGAACCUGAUCCUGGAUGAGAAGAAACCCUUAUUCACCACAGAGAAGUUCCUCUCCCAGGCCAGUGAGGAAGGUGAGGCAUAAACAAACACUACACAAUACACAAAUAUGCACAAGAUCAGUCAUCACACAAGUGUCAAGAUAUGGAAUGACAUUGAGUAGUAAACCUGUCUUCUUUCACCCCAGCCCUGUGCACAGUGAUACAGCUGUGUGAGAGACUUUUCCUGGACCACUCCCACAGACUCACCAAUGGCAAAUCACAGUGAGUGAUUUGACACUGGUCAUGCAUAGCUGUUUUCCAAACAUUGUUCCCAUUCCCCUCUGAACUGUAACUCCAUUGCUCCCCUUUCCUUAGGAUGUACCACCGUGCCACUGCAGCGGUGCUGCUGUCUCGUAGUUGGCGUGUGCGGAAGCGGGCACAGCAGAUCGUGAAGAAGCUGCUCUCCUCCCUGGGUGGCUCCGGCCUAGCCUACGGCCUUUUGGGAGAACUCAGAGUGGUCAUCAACAAACACAAGGUAAGAAUAGUUGGCUAUGGGAUGCACUAAGAAUUUUAAUGGAUUUGUAGUGUCAGGUCUCACUUCAGUGGGACUAUAAACUUGUAAUGACUGAAUAAUUACAUUGGGAUGUUAGACAUGGAUCUUUCUUUGUAUUCUCUACAUUAUGUUUUUGUCAUAAACCAGGUUUCCAUUCAACUUAUGCGAGUAAAGUACAUGUUGGAUAAAAAAUGUCACGACAGGCCUGGUGGAAACAGGGUGGGAUGUUUUUGUGUCUGUAAAAUUAAUUAUGCGAGAAAUGGAGGCGGAAACGCCUUAUUGUGCAAAUAUUGAAAGAUUAACCAUCAUAUCGAAGUCAACUUGGAGUCACGCGAUGAUGUGGUCCUCCCACUACGACUCGGGAAAGCAUGCAGUUUAUUAAGCUACAGAUUAAAUUAGUUAUGAUGAAUUUCACAACUUGAUGCUGCUUUCCAAUGAAUAUCGAAGGUCUUAUUCUGGUGACAUGAUUAUCGGUGCUUGGCUGCCGUUUGACAAAUAAAAAAAUAAAAAAGGAAUCUCAUCAUGUAGGUAGCCACACCCUACACUGUGUCUGCGCACGUGCCAAGACCAGAGUGGGCACAUUCACUAUAUAACACAACAUGUUCUGUGACAAAACUAUCAGUAGAGUUGAAAAUUCGAUGGAACCCAUUUACUUUUAUUUUUUUAUUGGGUACAUGGGAAUUUAACCGUGUACGUUUCAAGUCAAUUUGAUGGGAACACAUCUCUGGUGGGAAAAUGCACAUAUUGUUUUUAUACAGAUUUUAGAAUAUUCACAUGAAAAUCUUUGCCAAUUGGAUGCAAACCUAGCUAUUGACAAAUACUGCAUCUUUAUCUUUCCCCAGGUGUUGCCUCAGGAGGUACUGCAGAUGGAGUCAGGGGAGUUGUCGGAAGUCGGUAAGGCCUACAGUCCCCCUCGCGUCCUGCUGGAAGCACUGUGUGUGGUGUGCUCUGUAGCUGGCCAGUGGAACGACCCGGCCGAGGCAGACAAGAUGGCCAUGGAGAUCCUCAUCGUCACCCACCAUCCCUCUAUAGGUCUGUUGGAUUACUUGUUGCUGCGCACUAUAGCAUCUUUCACACUGCAGUUUGUAUAAACCCACUACUAGUACUGACUUAUUUCCUCCUCUCCGACGAUGCAGUUGCAGCUCGACCUGGGCUGUGGCCUUACCUGCUGUCCAGCAUGAACAUUAAGGCCGAUGAGUUCAUAGACAAGAACCUGGAUGACAUUCUGCCACUGCUGCUGGAGACCAACACUGACAAUCAGGUCGGAACAUAUUUCUCAUAUUGACAUCCUUAUAUUAGAUCUACACAUUACAAUACACAUACGUACUCACACCCAAGGGUUGGUUAAGGCCCACUUUUGCUCUCGUGAUUGGUUGAGACAAGCCUAUGGUCCAACUUGUCCUGUUCUCUGAUUGGCUGACUGAUGGUUGGUCCUCGUUUCACCAGGCUGUAAGGAAUGCGGUUGGUGCCCUGUCCGGUCUCUCUCCCAUCAAGGUGUUGCCGCGGGUGAUGGAGCAUGUGACACAGUGGCUGUCCAAUCCUGCGCUGCGGCAGGUCACCAGAGAGGAGUACGCUAUCAUGCUCACCCCUGAGGGAGAGCUGUAUGACAAGAGCAUCAUCCAGAGGUAGGACACUAACACACUGUAUUACUACUGUGGGUUUACCAUUGUAGACAGCAAGAACACUUGUCAUUGAUCCAAACACCUUGGCUAUGUUGAUUUUCUUUGUUGUUGCUUGUAAGGCUUGUUUCAACAUUUCAUUCUCUUCCUCCCACCUCCCCUGUCCUGUGCAGUGCCCAGCAGGAGAGCACUAAGAAGGGCAACAUGAAGAGGGAGAACAAGGCCUACUCGUAUAAGGAACAGAUUAUAGAACUGGAGCUGCAGGAGGUGAAACUGGGGGACUGUGAUUGCCGGGGACUAGAUGUAGCGAGGCCUGUUAACUGUUGCACUCUUACCUCAUCUUAUUGGUUAAUAGAUACAGGAGCAUAUUGGAACUGUUUGAUCCUCCUCUGUUAAGUUAGCAGAAAAUGUAGAUGUUGAAUUACGAUGGAACCAUUAUUAAUUGAAUAAAUUAGUUAUGAAUUGAACUGGGAUUUUGAUGUGUUUUAGGAGAUCAAGAAGAAGAAAGGAAUCAAAGAUGGGUUACAGCUGACCAGCAAACAGAAGGAGAUGAUGCAAGCCCAGCUGGAGAAAGAGUCCUCCAUUCGCAAGAGACUACAGGGGGUACGGCCAGACAUUUUAACACGUAUCCCGUUUCUCAAACUUUAGAUUCUAGACAUUGACAUAAUAAUAUUCCUGUUGUUUGAUUGUCGUUGUCAGUUGGACAUGGAGCUACAGUGUGCGGUGGGUCUGCUGGAGGCAAUGUUGAUCCAGAAGCCUCCCCAGAUCUCCUGGCAGCUCCCAGGGGUCCUCCAGGUCCUACUGCCUCUCCUCCACUCCCCCUUGGCUGCCCCACGCCUGCAGCAGGUCUUCCUCGACAUAGGAGCCUGCCUCAUUCCCAAGGAGCUGCACUACCUGGGUACAUGGACUACUACACAAGGGAGAGCUUUCUCUCACUUCCCUCCUCUGUCCUUGUUCACACACCUUCAAAGAUCUGACAGGACUGGAUAGGAGAAAACAAUAUAAUGGAAACUCCAACUAGCCUACAUGAAAACUGGAGUUAUUGCUUAUACCUGUCUAGUUGUCUGAUCUGUAAAUGGGAGUGAACAAAGAUAAAGUGGAGGGAAAUACUUUCUGUGAUGAAAUGUUCUCUAACCUCCUGCAUGUUCUACUCAUGGUCUUCUCCUACAGCUGUGCUGGUGGGCCAGGUGACACUGCGCCUGAUGAAACCUGAGUGUGAUCUGGACGAGGCCUGGGGAGAGGAGGAUCUAGACACAGCCACCCAGCGCUCUGUCGGGCUGCUGCACAUGCACACUGUCCCACACAGAGAGGGCAAGGCUGGUGGUGAGGACACACAGAGAGAGAGGGCAAGACGGGGGAGACAAUACUGACAAACAACACACAUCAAUGACAUCAACAUAGUGCGAGUAUAUUACCUGCAGGUGGCCUAAUGCUCUCAUCCUGUUUCAGACAUGGCUCCGCUGUCUGCCCCAGCCUUCUCCUUCUGUUUCCCCCUGCUCAACACCGUGCUCAGGGACUCCUCGGGCAGCACCGAGGAGACGGAGAGCAUGCAGGUCCGCGCCCUGCAGGUCAUCAAUGUGCACGCUCAACUCCGCGCCGAGGUUGACACCACAGACAUACUCAUCGACGAGGUAAGAGUUGGAUCAAGUUUAUCGCCUAGCAGUGCGUUGUCACCUCACUUUGUCUGAGGUGGUCUCAUAUCAAUGUAUAUACUUGUCCUCUCUUCCUAAACUCCACUCUAUCAUAGACAAAGGGCUUAUGUUUGUAUGACUUGUCUCUCUGUUUUGCCUCUCAGAAUGGACCUGAGCUGCUACCUCGUUUCGGUAUGCUGCUGCUGCUGACCAGAGUCAUCUCCACUGCAGCACCCAGGCUGCAGGUACACACUCAAACACCAUGCUUCUACUAGCCUGACGACUCACACAAAAUUAUUCCGCUGCUCUGUCAUUCGCCGCUACAUACUUUAGUCUGAGACUGCCGUCAUAGAAGUCGUUUGUGGUGAAGAGAGGCACGAGGGGCGUUGUACAAAAGUCAUCAGUGAUUGGAUUGUCUCUAACCAAUCAGAGAAUCAAAGCCAAUGACGAAUUUUCAAACCGCCGCUUCACCCAUGUGUGUUUUGGCUCUGGCUCAACCCAUCCGUUUCUGGACCAAUCAGACGGCCCCGAAUGUGUUCGCAUUCGGUGAAGGGUCGGGGAGGUACACGGAUCCAGACUCAUUGCGGAGAAGAAUUAACGUCCGCAAGGAGUCUGUGUAGCCAGGCAAUGCUUCUACCACAUUUACAGACAAAUGCUAACCAGUAGAGCUAUCACAUAUGUUUAUACAGUGUGUUUGUGUAUGUUUCAGGUGCUGGCGUCCCAGUGUUUGACGGCGGUGUGUGCCAGUGGAGGAGGAGAGCAGGGCUGUGCUCUGGCUGAGCAGAAUGAGAUAGAUGUCCUACUGGAGGCUCUACUCUCCCCCUGCUUCUCUGUCAGAGACGCUGCCCUCAGGGUGAGGAAAUAGGAAACUGCUUCUACCCCAAAGCCAUAACUGCUGAACAGUUAAACGGCUACCCAGACUUUCUGCUUUUCACCCCCUACCUACAUGUACAUAGUACUUCAAUCAAUCACCUAACCAAACCUACAUGUACAUAUUACCUCAAUCACCCCAACUACCUCGUACCCCAGUACACUGACUCUGUACUGGUACUCUUUGUAUAUAGCCUCAUUAUUGUUAUUUUAUUGUUUUACUAUUUUCUUUUUUAUGUAUUUGUUUACUUUCUUUUUAACUGCAUUGUUGGGAAAGGGCUCGUAAGUAAGCAUUUCACGAUGAAGUCUACACUUGCUGUAUUCGGCACAUGACAAAUGCAAUUUGAUUUGAUUAGUGUGUGUGUACUGUGUGUAAUUACUGUGUGUGUGUCUUUGGAUGUGUGCUAAUGUCCCACCUCUCUCUCUCUCUGUCCAGGGCCUGUUGGAGAUGGAGAUGGCUCUGCCUACAGAAAGUACAGAUGCCAGUGGUCUGAGUGUUCUCCGCAGGCUGUGGGUGUCCAGGUUUGAUGUGGAGGAGGAGGGAAGGACUCUGGCUGAGAAGUAAGUAGCUAAUGUUGUCCCCUCUAUGUAAUACUUUGAAUAUAGGAUGUAGCUCCCCUCUUCAGAAUGACAGCUUUUGUGAAGUAGCGCGUCUCCUGUCUCAUGUAGCGUAGCUGCUGUGACUGACCAUACCCCCCUGGUCCCCUUCUCUCCCCCAGGCUGUGGCAGGCUCUGUGUCUGGAGCUGGUCCCUGAGCUGUGCUCUCUGCUCAUCGGGGAUGUGACCCACCAUGAGGAGGCUGUGCGUACUGCCGGGGCCGAGGCUCUGUCCAGAGCUAUCAGCGAGUACCGCGACCAGUCCCCCAUAGUCCUGGGCCAGCUCAAUGAGCUCUACCACCAGAAACUCUACGUGAGUCUCCCUCCCCCGUGUCCCUCCUAUCACAGCUCCGAAAUAGGCCCUAGUCACUGGGUAUCAGGAGUGGUGUAGAAUUGUAGGCUAGAACCAUGGUCAAUGUGAAACUGUUGUGUUUUUACAGAGACCCCCUCCUGUCCUGGAUGCUUUAGGACGAGUGAUCUCUGAACAACCACCUGACCAGUGGGAAGCCAGGUUAGAAAACGCUCUGCCAUUCAACAGUGUCAAUACAACUCUUAUUCCACUCUCUAGAUCAGGGCUGCCCAACCCUCUUCCUGGAGAUCUACUGUCCUGUAGGUCUUCAGUCCAACCCUAAUUUAGCAUAUCUGAUUCAGCUAGUUAAGGUCUUGUUGAGCAGCUAAUAAGUAGAAUCAGGUUUGUUAAAUGAGGGUUGGACUGAAAACCCACAGGACCGUAGAUCUCCAGGAAGAGGGUUGGACAGCCCUGCUCUAGAUCCUCAUUUGCUUUUACUAAGUGGGACCACCUUGUGCAUGGUGUCUAAGGGUGUGUUGGUGUCUGCAGGUGUGGAAUCGCCCUGGCUCUGAACAAGCUGUGUCAGUACCUGGAUGAGCCCCAGGUCACCCCUCUCUUCCUGUUCUUUGUUCCUGACGCCCUGAAUGACCGUCACCCUGAGGUGCGGCGCUGCAUGCUGGAUGCUGCCCUCUCCGCCCUCAACACACACGGAAAGGUACCAACACGGUUUCUUUUAUUUAUUCUAUACAACCACACCCAUCUCCUGGCACCCAAUGCAAUUGCUCUUCUCUCAACGGAAUCCUACUAACGCAAUACAGUAUGUCCAUUUUUGUGGCUUCUUUCUGAGCAGUGUGUUGCUUGUUGUGUUCCAGGACAAUGUGAGUUCCCUGCUCCCGGUGUUCGAGGAGUUUCUGAAGAACGCCCCCCAGGACGCCAGCUACGACUCAGUCCGCCAGAGUGUGGUCAUCCUAAUGGGCUCUCUGGCCAAACAUCUGGACAAGAGUGACCCCAAGGUCAAACCCAUUGUGGCCAAGCUUAUCACUGCACUCUCCACACCGUCACAGCAGGUACUGGAACAAUCCCUUGAAAAGGACAGAAAGGCCUGCACACUGAAUAUGCUCCCAAUUAUUUGUCUGACGAAGGUCCUUGCUGGAUUGAAACCUUGUCAAUAAAGGUGGUAAUUGGGAGCAUAUUCAAUAUGAGGGCCUAUCUUUUCUUUUCAGGUAUCCUUUAUUAGUCCAGUUUUUUAAGGAUGUGCGUAUGACCACACACUUUUCUCUGGAACAAUCCCUCCCAUUAUUCUUUAUAUGUUUCAUCUUGAUUUCUAUAACCUAUAUGCAUUGACCUUUACAAUGAAAUGCCUUUACAUUGGCCUCAGCUGAGCAUCACUAAGCCUGCUUGUAGUAACUGUUGCCUUGUCUGUCUCUUUCCUCCCAACCUCUCUCAGGUCCAGGAGUCUGUAGCUAGCUGCCUGCCCCCCCUGGUCCCUGCCAUCAGGGAGGAUGCUGGGGGGAUGGUGCGUAAGCUGCUGCAGCUGCUGCUGGAGAGUGACAAGUACGCUGAGAGGAAGGGCGCGGCCUACGGCCUGGCAGGCCUGGUCAAAGGCCUGGGCAUCCUGGCCCUCAAACAGCAGGACAUCAUGAGCACCCUGAGCGACGCCAUCCAGGACAAGAAGAACUUCCGACGCAGAGAGGGUCAGUGACUUCUCGCCAGUUGCUUAACCUUGCUGGGCUCCAUGGUUUAGUUUGUUCUCCUGCUAUCUGUGGCUGUGAUUUUUAACAGUUAUCUCUCUCUCUCUCUCUCUUUUCCAGGUGCCCUGUUUGCCUUUGAGAUGCUGUGCAACAUGUUGGGGAAGCUGUUUGAGCCCUAUGUGGUCCACGUGCUUCCUCACCUCCUGCUCUGCUUCGGGGAUGGGAACCAGUACGUCAGAGAGGUAGAGUUACAUUACCAGCUUCUCAUUUCAAUCCCACCUCCCUCUCUCUUUCCUCCUUUCUCACACAGCACUCAUUUUGCACCUAAUAAUUCUCACAUUCACUCACAUUUUGUUGUGCAUUACACUUUGCCUAACCUCCCUGCCCUUUCCCAGGCGGCAGAUGACUGUGCCAAGGCGGUGAUGAGGAACCUGAGUGCCCAUGGGGUGAAGCUAGUGCUGCCCUCCCUGCUGGUGGCUCUGGAGGAGGAAUCCUGGAGGACCAAAGCAGGUGAGGGUGAACCCACAGCAUCAUGGCCCUUUUUAGAGAGCUCUGAGGACAUAACCAUUCAAAAUCAAUCACCUGUUAGACUUAUUUCAGCUGGUUACUCAUGAUACUAACCCACCUUAACUCUUAUCUUGUUCUUCCUUCCUCUUCCCCCACUACUGCCUCUGCUGCUCCUUCUUUAUCCCUCCUCCCCUCCCUCCAGGUUCCGUGGAGCUCCUGGGUGCCAUGGCGUACUGUGCCCCCAAGCAGCUGUCCUCCUGCCUGCCCAGCAUUGUGCCCAAGCUGACCGAGGUGCUGACUGACUCCCAUGUCAAAGUGCAAAAUGCUGGCCAGCAGGCCCUACGACAGAUCGGUUCUGUCAUCCGCAAUCCUGAGAUCCUGGGUAAGAGUGCUGUGUUAAACUCUGAUAUUUAGUUAGAUAAAUGAGAAACUUCCGUUCAAAGCGGUAUGAAAAUGAUUUUAUUUCAGAUUUGUACUUUAGGGUAGUUACUAACAGUUUUUCUAUACCUCUCAGCCAUAACCCCCAUCCUACUGGACGCCCUCACUGACCCUUCCCGUAAGACGCAUAACUGCCUGCAGACUCUGCUGGACACCAAGUUUGUCCACUUCAUCGAUGCCCCCUCCCUGGCCCUUAUCAUGCCAAUCGUCCAGAGGGCCUUCCAGGACCGCUCCACCGACACUCGCAAGAUGGCUGCUCAGAUCAUCGGCAACAUGUAUUCCCUCACUGACCAGAAGGUACAUAGCAGCACUGGGAUAUUGAGUUGCGUUGUACUACAAUUGAUCUUCUCAAAAUGCUCUACUGUUUAUAAUGUAUGUGUUUCUAAUGGUUGACACGAUGUGUUUGUGUCUUUGUGUUGCAGGACCUGUCCCCAUACCUGCCCAGUGUCAUUCCUGGACUCAAAGCCUCUCUGCUAGACCCUGUGCCUGAGGUAUGUGCUUGUACCAAACAACUCAACAACAAACAUGUGAUUUGGUUACCUGAUAAUAACUCUCGCUCCUUCUCCUCUCCUCUACCAGGUGCGUACCGUGUCAGCCAAGGCCCUGGGUGCCAUGGUGAAGGGCAUGGGUGAGUCGUGCUUUGAUGACCUGAUGCCCUGGCUCAUGGAGACCCUAGCGUCUGAGCAGAGCUCUGUGGACCGCUCUGGAGCUGCCCAAGGUUUGGCUGAGGUGAUGGCUGGGCUGGGAGUGGAGAAGCUGGACAAGCUGAUGCCAGACGUGGUGCAGACGGCCAGCAAGGUGGACAUUGCUUCCCAUGUCCGCGACGGUUACAUAAUGAUGUUCAUCUACUUGCCCCUCACCUUCGGGGACAGGUUCACCCCCUACAUUGGCCCCAUCAUCCCCUGCAUCCUCAAGGUAUGGAGCAUUCUCCAUUCACCACCGUCCCUCCAAUCCCUCUCUCUGGUUGUGAAUACCUUUCACCAGUCUCCCUCUCCUCUUUUUUCAGGCUCUUGCUGAUGAGAAUGAAUAUGUGAGAGACACUGCCCUGCGUGCUGGCCAGCGCAUCAUCAGCAUGUACGCUGAGACUGCCAUCGCACUGCUGCUGCCUGAACUGGAACAGGGCCUGUUUGACGACCUCUGGAGGAUUAGGUCAGACAUCUACUCACAAACAUCAUUUAUGUGAUAUUAUAGGGUGUCCACCCACUCUGCUCAGAACGCGCUUUGGUGAUGACAUUUCACUUCUUUGUGUUUAUAAAAUGCAUUUUACCAAGACAAAUCUGAUUCUUCAUGUUCUGAAUCAUUCCCAUGGAGUCUUUCUCUAACAUAUCAUUAACAUUAUAUCCAAAAAGUCGGAUUUCGUAACCUAAUACAUCUGAUAAUAAGCACCGAGCUCUGUUGACAGUGGUGGAGCUUUCUCGACUAAACGUUUUAGGAUUUUACAUUUUGUGGUCGUCGUCUUCUUCCAAGUUGUUUCUGCAGGUGCAAAUGGCAAAAUUUGAUAAAGAAAAGGAGAGCUGCACACUCUGGGAGCUCAGAUGCAAUCAUUUAAUAACCUAUUAACCAACGUUUCCACAGACAAGCUGUCCUCAUCAGGUUAUAAUAACAAACACUGCAGGGUCACUAGUUUAUAUAGUGUCAAAGGACACACACAGGUGUUUGUAAUCGUGGCCGGGUGUGGCCUGAUAACAUUGGUUAAUUCACAGAUAAACAAAUGGCAAAAUUAGCAUGACACCAGCUGAAUUAAAUGUAAAAAUCUUGCGGUAUGCUCAGUGCUCCAUUGACAUUUUCAGAGAUGCGCUUGUUUUUGUGAGAAGUCUUGAAAAAGAACAGGAACUUUGCAUUAAUAUGAACAGCGUAUACUUAAAUAUGAAAAUACUACCACUCAAAUCGAUAUAUAUCUUACAUCUGUUGUUUUAUGUCCUCCGUAUUUGUAAAGAAAGAUGGCGAGUUCAAUGGUAAGCCUGUCAGGUGGCCUUAAUUCUUGCACAGCAUCCAGCCUAGCUGACGCAAUGCUAUUUUUCCGAUUGUGGACCACAAAACAUCUCUGGCUUCCAUUGAUUUAGUCUCCCUAAUUUUGACCAUCCUACAAGGGUAAACUCAAAUACGUUUUGAAUGGAUUAUGAUCGAGACGUAAGGUUUGGACCAUUGGUUUUCUUUGAGGAUUAUCUACAGAAUUAACAUAUUUGACCCACUCUAGAUAUUAUAUGCAACAUUAUAUAGUAUACCAAAUGCUUUUCUUGGAAAUGGUAGUCUUAACUGAGCCUCCAUGUUGUCUCUGGACCACAGGUUCAGCUCUGUGCAGCUGCUCGGAGACCUACUGUUCCACAUUUCUGGAGUCACAGGCAAGAUGACCACCGAGACCGCUUCAGAGGACGACAACUUUGGCACAGCGCAGUCCAACAAGGUAUACUGACAUGAUUUUCCUGUAUAGAUUGUUGGUUAUAUAAUGGUUGAUAUGAGAAGUAAAUAAUAUUGAAUGUAGUGUCGGUACUGAGCCCUCUUCCUCCUCCCCCAGGCUAUCAUCGGAGCACUGGGUGGAGAGCGGCGUAACCGGGUCCUGUCUGGCCUCUACAUGGGUCGUUCAGACACCCAGCUGGUGGUGCGACAGGCUUCCCUACACGUGUGGAAGAUUGUGGUGUCCAACACGCCCCGCACCCUCCGAGAGAUCCUGCCCACCCUCUUCUCUCUGCUGCUGGGCUUCCUGGCCUCCGACUGCUCCGACAAGAGAACGGUAACUCUACUGCUCCCUAAGUCUAGUAUGUACAGUGCAUUCGGAAAGUAUUCAGACCCCUUCCCUUUUUCCACAUUUGUUAUGUUACAGCCUUAUUCUAAAAUGAAUUAUAUUAAAUACAAAUCCUCAUCAAUCUACACACUACCCCAUAAUGACAAAGCGAAAACAGGUUUUUAGAAAUGUUUGCAAAUGUAUUAAAAAUUAAAAACAGAAACUUUAUUUACAUAAGUAUUCAGACCCUUUGCUAUGAGACUCGAAAUUGAGCUCAGGUGCAUCCUGUUUCCAUUGAUCAUUCUUGAGUUUUUUCUACAACUUGAUUGGAGUGCGCCUGUGGUAAAUUCAAUUGAUUGGACAUGAAUUGGAAAGGCACACACAUGUCUAUAUAAGGUCCCACAGUUGACAGUGCAUGUCAGAGCAAAAACCAAGACAUGCGGUCAAAGGAAUUGUCCGUAGAGCUCUGAAACAGGGUUGUGUCGAGGCACAGAUCUGGGGAAGUGUACCAAAACAUUUAUGCAGCAUUGAAGGUCCCCAAGAACACUGUGGCCUCCAUCAUUCUUAAAUGGAAGAAGUUUAGAACCACCAAUACCGUUCCUAGAGCUGGCCGCCUGGCCAAACUGAGCAAUCGGGGGAGAAGGGCCUUGGUCAGGGAGGUGACCAAUAACCCGAUGGUCACUCUGAAAGAGUUCCUCUGUGGAGAUGGAAGAAACUUCCAGAAGGACAACUAUCUCUGCAGCACUCCACCAAUCAGGCCUUUAUGGUAUAGUGGCGAGACUGAAGCCACUCCUCAUUAAAAGGCACAUGACAGCCCGCUUGGAGUUUGCCAAAAGGCACCUAAAGACUCUCAGACCAUGAGAAACAAGAUUCUCUGGUCUGAUGAAACCAAGAUUGAACUCUUUGGCCUGAAUGCCAAGCGUCACGUCUGGAGGAAACCUGGCACCAUCCCUACGGUGAAGCAUGGUGGUGGCAGCAUCAUGCUGUGGGAAUGUUUUUCAGCGGCAGGGACUGGGGGACUAGUCAGGAUCGAGGGAAAGAUUAACAGAGCAAAGUACAGAGAUCCUUGAUGAAAACCUGCUCCAGAGCGCUCAGGACCUCAGAUUGGGGUUAAGGUUCACCUUCCAUCAGGACAACAACCCUAAGCACACAGCCAAGACAAUGCAGCAGUGGCUUCGGUACAAGUCUCUGAAUGUCCUUUAGUGGCCCAGCCAGAGCCCGGACUUGAACCUGAUCGAACAUCUCUGGAGAGACCUGAAAAUGGCUGUGCAGCGACGCUCCCCAUCCAACUUGACAGAGCUUGAGAGGAUCUGCAGAGAAUAAUGGAAGAAACUCCCCAAAUACAGGUGUGCCAAGCUUGUAGCGUCAUACCCAAGAAGACUCGAGGCUGUAAUCGCUGCCAAAGGUGCUUCAACAAAGUACUGAGUAAAGGGUCUGAAUACUUAUGUAAAUUUGAUAUUUCCCCCAAAAAAAUUGUACAUUUGCAAAAAUGUCUAAAAACCUGUUUUUGCUUUGUCAUUAUGGGGUGUUGUGUGUCGAUUGAGGGGGGAAAAAACAACUUGAUCCAUUUUAGAAUGAUGCUGUAACAAAACAUGGAAAAAGUCAAGGAGUCUGAAUACUUUCCGAAUGCACUGUAUGGAGCUGUUUCCGUAUUGCUCACAACUAUUGAAUGAGAGAGAAUGACACUGCAAUGGAUAGCAGCAGUUUUACGGGCUUCUGACCAAUUCAGCUAUUUUGUAUGUUUUUUGCGCUGGAAGUACCAGUGACCCGCUCAAUAUGUAAGUGGUCCGAUGAAGCGGAUACUAAGCUACAGUACUGUUUUGCUAGCACAGACUGGAAUAUGUUCUGGGAUUCAUCCAAUGGUAUUGAAGGUGUUUACCACAUCAGUUGUCGGCUUCAUUAAUAAGUGCAUUGACGACGUCAUCCCUACAGAGACCGUACGUACAUAUCCCAAACAGAAGCCAUGAAUUACAGGCAACAACAUCCACACUGUUUGAAAUAAGACACAAAUGACUCAAGGGGGAGCCAGAGAUCAAGAUAACCAGAAUUUUAAAAACGUAACCUGUCCUGACCAUCCUCCUCCCGCUCCUACUGGCUUUCGCAGAGUCUGCUGUUACUCUGUUGAAGUUGCUGGUAAUAGGCUACAUGAGGAGUCGGCAAACUUUCUCAUGUGGAAUGCCAAUUUAUCUUACAAUUUCUACCGAUCUACGUGCCAGUUAUGGUUUUCUUAUGCACAUUUUCGUGGAACAGUUUAAUUUCGUCUUCGUAUCUGAAAAUCAUUGUCAUGUGGUUAAUCAAAAUUCUAUCCAAAUCUAAAUGAAAAUGAAACAAACCUAAACUUCUAUUACCAUUGCCAACUAUGGAAAUAUAGCCUAUAAAGCCAACAAAUAAAAACAUUGCAGCCUGCAGGUAGAAAAUUCUCCUGAUAAAAACAAAUAUCCUAUAAAUCACAUUGGCUGCGCAUGGCCUGUCUGCAACGAACUUGAAACAUUGUAUUAACUUGGGUCUGGCCUGAAGCUCACUCGCACUGGCAAACAUUGUGCCAGUGAGCUCGGGACAGACACAGCUGUAGGCUAUUGCGCAAGGGAUAAGAAGUAAUCAGGUAGGCCUAUUUCAUGACGUUUUCACUUGAUCAGAGCAUGACAUUUUUCCCUUUCACGCUGAGUGGUUAUCGAAAGGUAUAGAGCUGGAAAGAUUAUUCCAAAUACUUUGAGGAACUAUUGUCAUUCUCAAUGGAUGUAAAAACAGACUUUGUUUGCUUGCUGUUUGAGAUGAAGAAAACAUUACUUUGAGAUGCUCCACAGCUCAUUAGUGGUGGUGCGUUAAGCCAAUCAGUAAUACUAUCAGAUCCCCAAAUGUAUUUGCCUACAUUUGUGCGCAGGCCAGGAAACGUAUAGGCCUACUUCAAUGUGUAAUCAGGUGCGCGUCCUUAAUCAACAUUGACAGGAGCGCUCCAAACAAAAGACAAUGACUAAAUUGACAAAACUCGUAAAUGGAAUGAAAUAAACCAAAACAUGUUUCUCACAAGUGUAGUAUAGGUUAUGCACUCUGCAAGCAACGUGUCCACUCCGACAAUGAGAACGGUAAAAGACUGGAAUAAUAAUAUAUUUAAUGCAUUAACAGAUAUUACCGUACCCAAACAAACAUUGUAGAUUAGAAAUUACAGCAAUUAAGGGUAAAUGUACUACUGGUGAUUAUAUGUAAUGGGGAAUUAAUAGACACUAACAAUCAAACGCAAACAAUUCACACAAUUAAAUUAAGAAACAAUGAAUGUGCACAAAUUGGCAGGAGAGAGCGCAUUCUGGAGAGACGUGCAUUGUGCAGCCACUCUCCCUUCUUCUUGGACUGUGCCAUCCCCACAGCCGCAAUGGUUUAGUUCACUGAGAUAAGUAUGAAUAAGACAGGUGUCUCGUGUGCCAUUAAAAAAUAAAGAUCUACAGUACCUGUCAAAUUUGGACACACCUACUCAUUCAAGGGUUUUUCUUUAUUUUAACUAUUUUCUACAUUGUAGAAUAAUAGUGAAGACAUCAAACUUUGAAAUAACACAUGAAAUCAUGUAGUAACCAAAAAAGUGUUAAACAAAUCAAAAUAUAUUUUAUAUUUGAGAUUCUUCAAAGUAGCCACCCUUUGCCUUGAUGACAGCUUUACACUCUUGGCAUUCUCUCAACCAGCUUCACCUGGAAUGCUUUUCCAACAGUCUUAAAGGAGUUCCCACAUAUGCUGAGCACUUGUUGGCUGCUUUUCCUUCACUCUGCGGUCCAACUCAUCCCAAACUAUCUCAAUUGGGUUGAGGUCGGGGGAUUGUGGAGGCCAGGUCAUCUGAUGCAGCACUCCAUCACUCUCCUCCUUGGUAAAAUAGCCCUUACACAGCCUGGAGGUGUGUUGGGUCAUUGUCCUGUUGAAAAACAAAUGAUAGUCCCACUAAGCCCAAACCAGAUGGGAUGGCGUAUCGCUGCAGAAUGCUGUGGUAGCCAUGCUGGUUAAGUGUGCCUUGAAUUCUAAAUAAAUCAGACACUGUCACCAGCAAAGCACCAUCACACCACCACCUCCAUGCUUCACGGUGGGAACUACACAUGCAGAGAUCAUCCGUUCACCUACACUGCGUCUCACAAAGACACAGCGGUUGGAACCAAAAAUCUCCAAUUUGGACUACAGCUCAGCAUUCAACACCAUAGUGCCCUCCAAGCUCAUCACUAAGCUAAGGACCUCCCUCUGCAACUGGAUCCUGGACUUCCUGACGGGCCGCCCCCAGGUGGUGAGGGUAGGCAACAACACAUCUGCCACACUGACCCUAAAUACAGGGGCCCCUCAGGGGUGCGUGCUUAGUCCCCUCCUGUACUCCCUGUUCACCCACGGCUGUGUGGCCGCGCACGACUCCAACACAAUCAUUAAGUUUGCCGACGACACAACGGCGGUAGGCCUGAUCACCAAUGACGAUGAAACAGAGACCUGGCAGUGUGGUACAAGGACAACAACCUCUCCCUCAACGUCAGCAAGACAAAGGAGCUGAUCAUGGACUACAGGAAACGGAAGGGCCGAGCAUGCCACCAUUCAGAUCGACAGGGCUGUAGUGGAGCGGUUCGAGAGCUUCAAAUUCCUCUAUGUCCACAUCACUAAGGAUCUAUCAUAGUUCGCAUACAAUAACACAGUUGUGAAAAGGGCAUGACAAUGCCUCUUCCCCCUCAGGAUGGUGAAAAGAUUUGGCAUGGGCCCUCAAAUCUUCAAAAAAUUAUACAGCUGCACCAUUGAGAGCAGAUUGACUGGCUGCAUCACCGCUUGGUAUGGCAACUGCUUGGCAUCCGACCGCAAGGCGCUACAGAGGGUAGUGCGUUCGGCCCAGUGCAUCACUGGGGCGGAGCUCCCUGUUAUCCAGGACCUCUAUACCAGGCGUUGUCAGAGGAAGGCCCUAAAACUUGUCAAAGACUCCAGCCACCCAAGUCAUAGACUGUGCUCCCUGCUACCGCACGGCAAGUGGUACUGAUGCACCAAGUCCAACAGGACCCUGAACAGCUUCUACCCCCAAGCCAUAAGAUUGCUAAAUAUUUAACCCAUUGACCCUUUUUGCACUAACUUUGUGGACUCAUAACAUACAUUGCUGCUACUGGUUAUUAUCUGUCACUUUAUUCCUAGUUAUAUGUAGAUAUCUACCUCAAUUACAGUGCCUUGCAAAAGUAUUCAUCCCCCUUGGUGUUUUUCCUAUUUUGUUGCAUUACAACCUGUAAUUUAAAUGGAUUUAUAUUUGGAUUCCAUGUAAUGGACAUACACAAAAUAGGCCAAAUUGGAGAAGUGAAAUGAAAAAAAUAACUUGCUUCAACAAAUUCUAAAAGAUAAGUAACGGAAAAGUGGUGCGUGCAUAUGUAUUCACCCCCUUUGCUAUGAAGCCCCUAAAUAAGAUCUGGUGCAACCAAUUACCUUCAGAAGUCACAUAAUUAGUUAGAUUGCACACAGGUGGACUUUAUUUAAGUGUCACAUGAUCUGUCACAUGAUCUCAGUAUAUAUACACCUGUUCUGAAAGGCCCCAGUGUCUGCAACACCACUAAGCAAGGGGCACCACCAAGCAAGCGGCACCAUGAAGACCAACGAGCUCUCCAAACAGGUCAGGGACAAAGUUGUGGAGAAUUACAGAUCAGGGUUGGGUCAUAAAAAAGCACCAUUAAAUCCAUUAUUAAAAAAAUUGAAAGAAUAUGGCACCACAACAAACCUGCCAAGAGAGGGCCGCCCACCAAAAUUCACGGACCAGGCAAGGAGGGCAUUAAUCAGAGAGGCAACAAAGAGACCAAAGAUAACCCUGAAGGAGCUGCAAAGCUCCACAGCAGAGAUUGGAGUAUCUGUCCAUAGGACCACUUUACGGAAGAGUGACCAGAAAAAAGCCAUUGCUUAAAGAAAAAAUAAGCAAACACGUUUGGUGUUCGCCAAAAGCCAUGUGGGAGACUCCCCAAACACAUGGAAGAAGGUACUCUGGUCAGAUGAGACUAAAAUUGAGCUUUUUGGCCAUCAAGGGAAAUGCAAUGUCUGGCGCAAACCCAACACCUCUCAUCACCCUGAGAACACCAUCCCCACAGUGAAGCAUGGUGGUGGCAGCAUCAUGCUGUGGGGAUGUUUUUCAUCGUCAGGGACUGGGCAACUGGUCAGAAAUGAAGGAAUGAUGGAUGGCGCUAAAUACAGGGAAAUUCUUGAGGGAAACCUGUUUCAGUCUUCCAGAGAUUUGAGACUGGGACGGAGGUUCACUUUCCACCUGGACAAUGACCCUAAGCAUACUGCUAAAGCAACACAUGAGUGGUUUAAGGGGAAACAUUGAAAUGUCUUGGAAUGUCCUAGUCAAAGCCCAGACCUCAAUCCAUUUGAAAAUCUGUGGUAUGACUUAAAGAUUGCUGUACACCAGCGGAACCCAUCCAACUUGAAGGAGCUGGAGCAGUUUUGCCUUGAAGAAUGGGCAAAAAUCCCAGUGGCUAGAUGUGCCAAGCUUAUAGAGACAUACCCCAAGAGACUUGUAGCUGUAAUUGCUGCAAAAGGUGGCUCUACAAAGUAUUGACUUUGGGGUAGGCAUGGUAGGCAUGUUUAAAUCAAAUGAUACAACCCCCCCAAAACUCCAUUUUAAUUCCAGGUUCUAAGGCAACAAAAUAGCAAAAAUGCCAAGGGGGGUGAAUACUUUCGCAAGCCACUGUACCUUGUACCGCUGCACAUUGACUUGGUACUGGUACCCCGUGUAUAUAGACAAGUUACCAUUACUCAUUGUGUAUUUAUUCACCUUUCUAUUAUUUCUUUAUUUUCUUUCUCUCUGCAUGGUUGGGAAGGGCCCGUAAGUUAGCAUUUCACUGUUGUUUAUGAAGCAUGUGACAAAUACAAUUUGAUUUGAUUUUGAUAACUCUCUUUUGUCCUGUACAUUAGUCACACACUGUAAGACAAUUCAGUAUUCUGUUAUUAGUAUUAUACACUUUUGUCUGAAUUUGAGUGUUUGGAUUCUGUGUUCUCUCCUGCUUCUGAUCCCUGGGUUACUGAAUGUGGCUUCUCUGUGUGGUUCUAGAUUGCUGCAAGGACACUUGGAGACCUGGUGCGUAAGCUAGGAGAGAAGAUCCUCCCAGAGAUCAUACCUAUCCUGGAGGAGGGUCUGCGCUCAGAUAAGAGUGAUGAGAGGCAGGGCGUGUGCAUCGGCCUGAGUGAGAUCAUGAAGUCCACCAGUAGGGACGCGGUCAGUACCUUAGCACAUACCUGGUCACUUUUUAUUUUUAUUCAUCCAUUAUUUAACCUAGAAGUCCCUUGAGAUGAGUAUACCGUUUUCGAGGAAACCUUUAAAUGUCUUAUACAUAGCAGGGUUGUGUUGUGACGUAAUCCCAUGGUAGAGAAGCAAGGUAACAACGUGUGUAUGUUUCCAGGUGCUGAUAUUCUCUGAGUCUCUGGUCCCCACGGUGAGGAAGGCUCUGUGUGACCCCCUGGAGGAGGUACGAGAGGCUGCAGCCAAAACCUUUGAGCAGCUCCACGCCACCAUCGGUCACCAGGCCCUGGACGACAUCCUGCCUGCCCUGCUCAAACAGCUGGUGAGACACACACACACAUUAACCCACUUUACCUCUAACAUCCCUCUGUAUCCACACAUCGUGUUCAGUAAUACUCAAUCCCCUGUCCCUCUGGAGAGGACAGAGGGGACCCACCAUGGAACAGAAUAUAGAGUGAGGUUAAUGUUUCUCUGUGUGUAGGAUGAUGAGGAGACUGCAGAGUUUGCUCUGGACGGUCUGAAACAGGUGAUGGCAGUGAAGAGUCGCUCUGUGCUGCCCUACCUGGUGCCCAAGGUGAGAAGUCCAAACAUUAUACACUACUAACAAUGGUUAAUAUCAAUAAUUGUAUUGUAUUUAUAUAACACUUUUCCUGAAGUAUUUUAUAGUAUGAGUGUAGUUCUGUGUAUGAAUGCUAUCCUCUCCUCUGUCAGCUGACUGCUCCUCCAGUGAACACUCGCGUGCUGGCCUUCCUAUCUGCUGUGGCUGGAGAUGCUCUGACACGCCACCUGGGGGUGAUCCUGCCCGCCCUCUACUCCUCUCUCAAAGACAAACUGGGAACAGAGGAGGGACAGCAGGUAACAACAGCAUUCAUGAUUACAAGAUUAUGGUUGUAAAGCAGUUCCAAGUGCAGGGGCACUAUGGUGGUGGUCUUAACAGUCAUCGUCAUGGGAUAAUAUUAUAGUGGUUCUUAGUGGGCGGUUGUGGGCACUAGAUGAUAGGUACGUCCCCAGGUUUAUAUUACCCCUGCCCCUCCCCUCCUCUAGGAGCUGGCUAGCUGCCAAGCAGUGAUCCUGUCUGUGGAAGAUGAGGUGGGUCAGCGUAUCAUCAUCGAUGACUUGCUGGAGGCCACCAGGUCACCUGAUGCCGGUCUCAGACAGGCCGCCGCCACCAUCCUCAACGGAUACUUCUCCCGUACCCGCCUGGAUUACAGCGCCCACACACGCAACCUGCUGUCAGGCCUCAUCCGCCUGCUCAACGACUCCAACCCUGAGGUCCUGGUGCAGAGCUGGGACGCCAUCAACUCCAUCACCAAGGUUAGAAGUUGGCACCAAGAGCAUUACAGGAACUGGGAAUGAGUUUGUCCGGGUUUACUGAAGUCAUACAGUAUUUAUGAAUGUGUUGUGGAGCAUUAUGCAGCAUUGAUUUCAUAGAUAACCAAAGGCCACUAGGUACUCUGGUUAACUGACAUAGUAUGUAUCAAUAUGUGAGGUAAUGUUAAACUCUUGUUUGUUUUUGUAGAAACUGGACGCUGGCAGCCAGCUGGCUCUGAUUGACGACCUGCACAGAGACAUCCGGUCAGUGGCAGCAGAUGUCAAGGGUCAGCACCUGCCUGGGUUCUGUCUUCCCAAAAAGGUAGGCCUCUCUCUCUCCUCUUGACACGUACAGUCACAUCAAGUUACUCCACCUCAAGCUGACUAAUUUUUAUGUAUCCUUCUGCUCUCCCCCUCUCCUCCUCUUUCCCUCUUCUCUCCCUCUCUCCUCCUCUUUCCCUCUUCUCUCUCCCUCCCUCCUCCUCUUUCUCCCUUUCCCUCUUCUUCUCCUCUUUCCCUCUUCUCCAGGGUGUGACCUGCAUCCUACCAGUGUUGAGGGAAGGAGUGUUGACAGGCAGUCCUGAGCAGAAAGAGGAGGCUGCCAAAGCGCUGGGAGGAGUCAUCAAGCUGACCUCCCCUGAGGCUCUCCGACCGUCUGUGGUCAACAUCACUGGACCACUCAUCCGUAUCCUGGGAGACCGCUUUGCCUGGAACGUGAAGACCGCUCUACUAGAGACACUCACCCUGCUGCUGGCCAAGGUCAGUGUCUGCUGAUGAUUCUAUCUGAUGUUAAAGGUUGUGUUCGGUAAGCACAAAAUGGGAGAGGGGAAAAACAUUUUGAAAUGUGGUUAAUACAUGAAAUAGUCCAAAAAGAAAAAUGUUUGCUUAACGUUUUCCCCUUUUGUGCCUACUAAACACAAUCCUGUUGUUUCCUCCCUGCUGGAAGAAUGGUUGGUGUCUUGCUCUGGUCCUGACCCUGUUGCUCUGUCCCUGUCUCCAGGUGGGCAUAGCCCUAAAGCCCUUCCUGCCCCAGCUCCAGACCACCUUCCUGAAGGCUCUGCAGGACUCCAGCCGGGCGGUCAGGCUGAAGGCUGCUGAGGCCCUGGGCCAGCUGGUCUCCAUUCACAGCAAGGUGGACCCCCUGUUUACAGAGCAGCUCUCUGCCAUCCACAAUGCUGAGGACUCAGGAGUCCGGUAUGCAAAACCAGGGAAUUCUGGGAAACUGAGAAACACAAUGUGAAGAGUAGUGAUCAGUUCCAUAUAGGAUUCCUCUCAUUUAGGAUUUUGUGGGGGAUUGAUUAGAUUCAAUCAAUCAGCCUAGUGUUUUGCUCCCUUUUUUCAGGGAGACCAUGCUACAAGCCUUACGAUUCGUCAUCCAGGGAGCAGGGUCAAAGGUCGACCCAGCCAUUAGGAAGAACAUCACCACCACAUUGCUGAGUAUGCUGGGACAUGAUGAGGUAUGUCUAUGAGCAGAUACACUGACUAGAGCAUUUAUUAAUGCAACGGAGAUGUUUUUAAGGUAGACUACUGAUCUUCCCCCCCCCCCGUCUCUCAAUGGUAAUUGAUAGAAUUGAGUAUAAAACAAUUUCAGUUUUAUCUUGCUUGCUAAUUAUAUCAUAAACCUGCAAUACUGAACCUGGCAUAAGGACACAUUCAGAUCCAUGUUUUAAUGACAGGAUCUUUCACAGUGCAAUGUUUCAUUUUACCUCUGAUCAGACUAGACUUCCGUCAGUCUAGGCAGGAUGUGGCUUUAUGAAAGCGGUUUUAGGCCUUGUCAGCCAGUGUGUAUGAAAGCCUUAUGUAGAAUCAUGUCGUUCUAACUUUGUGUGUGUGUAGGAUGCUACACGCAUGUCCUCAGCAGGUUGUGUAGGAGAGCUGUGUGCCUUCCUGUCUGAAGAGGAUCUGAGGAGUGUGUUGCUUCAGCACGUCCUAGGUAAGAAUUUACACUGUCACACCAUACUCUCCCCUACGCACUACCCUUUAUAUAGCACAAACAUUAACACAUGAUAAAAGGUAUUCACACAUUCAUUAACACUAUCAUUUCUAACACUUAACUCUCACUCUAUCAACACUAUAAUGUAGUGAGGAAAGACUUCUGUUUAAUCUAUUAAAAAUGUUCCUGCUCUUCUACUAGCUGACAUAUCAGGCGUGGACUGGAUGGUGCGUCAUGGUCGCAGUAUGGCUCUGGCCAUCGCAGUCAAGUCUGCCCCUGAGCAGCUGUGUGUGGAGGAGUACAGUUCAACCGUGACUGAGGCCAUCCUGGCCAAUGCCACCGCAGACAGGGUAGGAACGUCAUACAUUUGGUCAGAUCUAAGUGGAUACCGCUCCCUUUAGCUUACUCAUUCUGUUCACCCAGACCGUGGAAGGAUUGGCUUGUCAAACCAUCACCUUCCAUACCUCGUUCUCUUCUCUGACUAAACACUGUACUGUCGUCUCCUCCAGAUCCCCAUAGCUACAAGUGGGAUCAGAGCCAUGGGCUACCUGAUGAGACAUCAUCUCAGAACCGAGGAAGGAAGUGGCUCAUCACAGCGCAUCAUCACACAGUUUGUCAAGGUGAGGCAGGGGGGUAUUUUCUCAGGAGCCGUCUGUUACGUCACUUUUUUCCCCAUUUACAAAAUGAAUGUUUCUCAAAUCAAGCACUGAAAGUGGGUAUAUUGUUAAACACUGUGGCUGCAUGAGUAUGGACAUAUCUGUAAGAAAUAAGAACACUAUGACAGUGCUCCUCUGAGGAUUUGUCAGUAACCUCUCCCCUGUCAUUUCCCCUGCAGUGUCUCCAGAACCAGUCCAGUGACAUCAGGCUGGUGUCGGAGCGGGUGCUGUGGUGGGUGUUUAAGGACGAGGCCACGCCCUCCCUGGAGCCAGCCCUCAUCAAGCCUCUGCUGAAGAGCCUGCUGGACAACACCAAGGACAAGAACACCAGUGUCCGAGGCCAAAGCGAACACACCAUCGUCAGUCUGCUCCGACUGCGCCAGGGAGAGCAGACCAUGCAAGUCAGUGACAAACACACUUGCACAAAUAAACGUUCACACAGUAUCAAUACUCUUUAUAAAGAAGAUAAUACUUGGCCUGAUGGAUUUGAGUUGUGCGUGCAUUCACAAUACAAUCUGUGAUGUUAUGUUUGUCUUUCAGAGCGUUAGUGCCAUCCUUGACUCCGCUAGUAAUGAGCUGCUGUCCGAGUGCCACCGCCGCUCCCUGAAGAAGAUCACCAGCCUUCCGGACUCUAACGAAGAGAUUGACGACACCAUCCUCACGUGAUAGACAGGAUUUAACCGAGCUUAAAAAAUUCAUACUGUUGCUCAUGUACUCAGAAAAGACCUCCACAGCAAUCAAGAGAAACUAAGCUGUUAUGUCUCAUAAAUACAUACAUCUAUGGAGAGAACCCUCACACACACAUACAUCCCCAUUAACUCCAUGUUAUCCAUGGACCAAGGAUGAGUAUGAACACUCACUUUCCUUUAUAUUCCCACCUCUUUGGACAAUUGUCUUGUUUUAGUGGCUCUAUAAACAUACAUUUAUAACAUUGGUUCUCUCUCACAAAGUGCAGGUAAAACUCCUGUUAGCUCACUGCAUAUAGUAUUUUGUCCCAAUUCCCUUUUGACAUUUAAAUGUAUUCAAUGUCCCUCUUAUUUUACUGAAUUUAUUUCGAGCAUCACUGACACCAGUGUAACAAAGCAGCAAUUACAUUUAUACGGCUGCUUUUCCACAGUUUUAUCCCUCUUUUUUUUUUUUGUGUGUGUGAUAGAGUUGUGUGGGGAAAGCAACCAGUUAUCAUGAUAAAGUUGAUAUUCUUAUCAAUUAUAUGGUUGUAAAAAAACAAAUCAAAUAAAACUUGACUUGAUAA